Molecule: messenger RNA, 1918 nt
Organism: Sphaeramia orbicularis (orbiculate cardinalfish)
Lineage: Eukaryota; Metazoa; Chordata; Actinopteri; Kurtiformes; Apogonidae
Gene: elp5
Product: elongator acetyltransferase complex subunit 5
Exons: 8
Coding region: 297-1187 (296 amino acids)
Biological process (GO): tRNA wobble uridine modification
Cellular component (GO): nucleus; cytosol; elongator holoenzyme complex
Molecular function (GO): tRNA binding
Source: RefSeq, a predicted model, not a curated record
CCAAAUCUAGUAAAUGUCAAUGUAGCUAGAAUGCUGGAAUAUGAAGUUUUGCAAUAGCUCCACUCUAAACAUGCUACUAGCGAAACAUACUGUGCUAAGACAGGGCAGAGAAAGAUUGUCUAUCUAAACUAUAACUUGCUGCGAAUGUAUAUGCCUGUUCAAAGAGGUGUCGUGAUUUCUGCCGUGAAAUUACCGUACGGUUUUGACGUUUGUUUACACUUUAGAAUAGAUUGUAAAUCAAGCAUGCUAGCUAGCUGAAGCUACUUCGACCAUCUCCACUUCACUUUUACGGUAUCAUGUUGUCUGAAUUACUUCAAGGAACUGAUACUGGAGGCUUUCUUAUAGUACAAGAUAAUAUAAGUCAUUCUGGUAGACCCCUACUGAAGAGCUUUAUUAGUGCUGCAUUGAACAGGGAUGAAGAUGUCCAUGUACUUGCAUUUGAAGCCAGUGAAGAGGAGCUGAAAGAUGGACUGCAAGGACUACCAUGUCAGAGGCUACACAUCCAUAAUGCAUAUAUUGACCCUCUCGGCUGGACAGCUCACCCAGCCUUCACGGUUCAGCAGUUCUGUUUUGAGGAACUUACCCAACUGGCAAAGCAAACAUCUCAACCAAAACCAGCGACGUUAGUAAUUGACUCUCUGUCAUGGAUUCUGAGACAUCUUAAUCCCCCACAUGUCUGCAAGACUCUGCAGCAACUUAGAAAAGGGGGAGCUGUGAGAGCCAUUAUCGGCCUGCUCCAUGCAGAUAUGCAUCAGAGGGGCACAGUGGGAAGUAUAUGCCACUUAGCCACUUCAGUCAUCGCUGUAUCUCCUGGGAUGAAGGCAGACGAAGCAGUGGCAAAGACAACAAAGAGAGCCAAAUCAGGGAAAGUUACGCAAGAUGAAGAGAUUUUUAGAAUCAAUGAAGAUCUAACAGUUGUUGUAUUAAAUAAAACCAGCCAUCCUGGACCGAAACAGACAGACCAAGAGGAACCAGAGAUGGACCCGACAGCCAAUUUGACCUUUAACCUUCGCCUGUCGGACACAGAGCGAGAAGCCAAAGAAAAACUCGCACUCCCAUUUGUAUUCAGCAAAGAAAAGAAAAUGGCUCUGCUUCAGUCUGGUCCAGGUUCAGGGCGGAUUCUGUAUGAGCCUGACGCCAAUGACGACUACGACCAGGAAGAUCCCGAUGAUGAUCUUGAUGUCUAGACUGAUGACACAGAAUCUACUGAGAGAAAACAGGAUAUGAGAGACAUAUUUAAGUUUUCAGAUUUCUAUUAAUGAAAUGCAAGGGUGUCAUCUCAUUUUUUUAAUAAAUGAUGAAAGAAAUAAAAGAUUAGAUAAUAAAAGAUGUUAUCAGGUUUUGUAUUACUUAGUGUAACAGCAGCAUUGAAAGAUGAAAAAAGUUCAAGUGUUGAAUGAUGCUUAAAAUGAUUGCAUUUCAAACACAAGUCGUACUUUAGUACUGACCUUUAAGUUACUAUGUUCAGUUUAAAAUACCUCAGAUUGGUUUGUGAAGAUGAUUUGCAUGAAGGACAGAUGUGGUCUUGAGUAUCAUUCAACUUUACAAGAAUCCUGGUUGGCUGGAAAGACAUCAAGUGGGAGGAGAUGUGUUUACAAAUGUAGGAAUCCAUUUGACAACCCUCAUGUUGAGAAAUGAAUUCCAAUUAGAUCGCCUAGACAUUGAAUCACAAGGUGAUUAAGUAUUCUGCAUUUGGUGUUAUUGAUCACGGAUCAUCUGACAACACUUUGUGACAGCCACUUUGUUUAUCCUACAUGCGCUUUGUGUACAGUGACCACAUUAAAAGUCAAUUUAUUUUUCAUGAGUUUCAAAAUCUAACUCCAAACUGGUUCUCAACUCUCUUUUCCCACUUCAUUGUUUUAGUAAAAAAAAAAAAACAAAAAAAAAAAACUGGGUACUUAUUCUAUUCAGAAAAUUA